AUGAGCUUGAGACCACUUCUUCGCUCCACUCUGAGGAGCUCAUUGCCUCGCUCUAGCUUGCGAUGCGCUCGCUUUAGCAUCAAGGCAGAGGCUGCCUCUACCGCAAAGCCCUUGGGUCUUGAUCCUUCGCGACUCUCCGUCACCAAGACCUCCCACCCCAAGAGUCUGAGCAAGCCUGAGACUCUUGUCUUUGGCCGGGAGUUUACUGACCACAUGCUCGCGAUCGAAUGGACUCAAGAAGAUGGAUGGUUGGACCCCAAAAUCACUCCCUACCAGAACCUCUCCCUCGACCCUGCGACUUGCGUCUUCCACUAUGCCUUUGAAUGCUUCGAGGGCAUGAAGGCCUACAAGGACAAGAAUGGCAAGGUCCGAUUGUUCCGACCCGACAAGAACAUGGCCCGAUUGAACAAGUCGGCCGCUCGUAUUGCGCUCCCCACCUUUGAGCCCAAGAGCUUCAUUGAGCUCAUCUCGAAGUUUGCUCAGCUCGACUCUCGCUUCAUUCCUGAUAAGCGAGGUUACUCUCUCUACCUCCGACCUACAAUGAUUGGAACCCAAAAAACACUUGGAGUCGGUGCCCCUGGCUCCGCUCUUCUGUAUGUGAUUGCAUCGCCUGUUGGCCCUUACUAUCCUACUGGCUUCAAGGCUGUGUCACUAGAGGCCACCGACUACGCUGUUCGAGCUUGGCCCGGUGGUGUCGGUGACAAGAAGCUUGGUGCCAACUAUGCGCCAUGCAUUCUGCCCCAGCUUCAAGCUGCUAGCCGUGGUUUCCAGCAAAAUCUUUGGCUCUUUGGCGAAGAGGAAUACGUCACCGAGGUCGGCACCAUGAACAUGUUUGUCGCUCUUAAGAACAAGGAGACUGGUCAAAAGGAGCUUGUGACAGCUCCCCUCGACGGUACCAUCCUUGAGGGUGUCACUCGAGACUCUGUGCUCGCGCUUGCGCGUGAACGUCUGGUUCCUGAGGGCUGGAAGGUUAGCGAGCGCAAGUACACAAUGAAGGAGCUCGCCGAGGCUUCCAAGGAGGGCCGAUUGCUCGAGGCGUUUGGCGCUGGCACUGCUGCCAUUGUCAGCCCCGUGCGAUCCAUCUCCUGGAAGGGCGAGCUGGUCAACUGCGGACUUUCCGAGACUGAGGAAUCUGGUGAGAUUGCCCUCAAGAUGAAGGAGUGGAUUGAGGGAAUUCAGUACGGUGACGAGGAGCACGAAUGGAGCUAUGUUGUAGCGUAG
Molecule: messenger RNA, 1221 nt
Organism: Fusarium keratoplasticum
Lineage: Eukaryota; Fungi; Ascomycota; Sordariomycetes; Hypocreales; Nectriaceae
Product: Branched-chain-amino-acid aminotransferase
Exons: 2
Coding region: 1-1221 (406 amino acids)
Biological process (GO): L-leucine biosynthetic process; L-valine biosynthetic process
Cellular component (GO): mitochondrion
Molecular function (GO): branched-chain-amino-acid:2-oxoglutarate transaminase activity
Source: RefSeq, a predicted model, not a curated record